AUCAUUCGCUUCAUCUUAAGGAUAAGGCAUAUAUGGUGUGAUACAACGUUUUUAAUCCUUCAGAAUGAGCUGGAUCCUUAAAACCUGGUUUGCUGCUUCCUUCUUUGGGCUUAGUUUAGAACACGACAAUUUUUUUCAAGGAUAUGAGUUAUCUUCAUCUGGUUACCACUUAUGUUCUGAAAAUCUGACCGAAACCACCAGCAAGGUGAUACCCUAUCAGAUAUCCUAUUCCGUCCGCAUGCCAUGUGGAGGUUGGCUGCCCUGGAAGAUGUGUCAGAGAACACUCUAUAAAAUGGGUUAUCGCACUAUACACUUCACAUCGACAAAAAGUACUUUCAAAUGCUGUGAUGGGUAUGAACAGGUUAACAACUACUGCGCACUGCCUUUCAGUCGGACUGUGGAGUUCACUGCCAAACCCGGGCACUGCCCUGCGACGCAGACAGGAAUUUGGGGCCCUCGGUGUGAAUGGGACACAGAUUGCCCAGGAUGGCAAAAAUGCUGUGAGGCUAACGGCUACUUUUACUGUGCCAGCCCUGUGGCUAGUGAACGAAGAUGGUGCCUUAAUGUCUCCGUUGUUGUGAGGAUGAGUUUCUAUGACAUGCAUUCUUUGGACAAAGCAAUCCUGAACCACACCAGACUGUUGCACUCUGUGAUAACAGGGGCUCUCGGCCUACCUGCUGUUUCCGUGCACCAUGUUCAUUCCUGCUUGGAGGGCCCCUCCAGCACAGCCUCCAGGCUGUUGGUGUGCUCCUCCCUGGCCCUCUCCCUGUCCGAGAGUGCCACACGACUGCAGCCUCUCCCCAGCCAGAUUGAGGAGAUCUCCGCAGUGGAGGUACAAGAUACGGAUGAAUGCGCCGAAGCGGCGCUCAAUUGCUGCUCGCCGGACGCAAUCUGCAUCAACACCGAGGGCACUUACCGCUGCACCUGUCAGCCGGGGUUCAUCGAUAUGAACGUCAGUAAUGCAGGUGUACACUGUCGGGCUUCCCAGCGGCCCACGAACAGAACACGCAGUAAACUGGCAAGAUUAAACAGCAAUGAAGUCAUCGUGGCCUCGACACAACGCACGCAGGAUAACCUAACCGGGAACCAUAUGCUGCUACCCAAUGCGUCUGACCCUUGGAUGACACAAACUACAGGCCCUCCAGAACUCUGGGCAAUACAUUCGCCGAGUUCUCAGAGCACGGCAUUGACCAUGAAAACCGGCACCUUGUUGCUUCAGGGCACCCCCGCCAACCUUCAGUCCUCAAACUCUACCCCCAAUUCCAGUUCAGACACUGCCUCCUUCAGGAACUCCCCCCCUGGAGUCACGCCGCAGCAUGCAGCACCGGCUACAGGCUGUCCGGCGGCCAUCACCAACGUGAUGCUGGUCAACGUCACUGGCUCUUCCUUCUACGUGACCUGGGCUGUGAACUCCACGGCCAGUCACACUUUCCGAGUGGAGGUGCUGGAGAUGUCGGUUCUGGUGAGCAUGACGCAGACCGGUUACCCCGCUUGGGGAGUGACUGGCCUGGAGCCUGGGGUACUGUACAGUGUCUGGAUCACUCCUUUGGCCUGCGGUGCUCAGGGUGUCCCGGUGAGACAGCAUGUCAGGACAGCUGCGCAAACCAUGUCAGCCACGGCCCGCUUGAGCAACCUGGUGUUCAAGGAGACGUUCCUGAAUCUGAGCAGCCAGGACUACAUCAGUUUCUGCCACUCCUUUAAGAGAGAGAUUCUGUCAUCUCUGUCCCCGGAUAUCCAAGCCCUGGUGAAUUCAAGCGUCGUCAGGAUUCACAUCUGGGGCCUAGCCCAGGGCAGUGUGAUUGUGAACUUCGGGAUCGUCUUCUCUCCGGAUAACUCUCUGAACAUCACGGAUGUGUCCCAUUCUAUUCUGAUAUCCCUGCAGAGCAGUAGCCCGUACAACUUGGAGUUUGAUAUCACAGAUUUUGAUGAAUGCUCCCAGAUGGCAGAUGACUGCUCAGCGUUUGCGACCUGUCAGAAUACAUUGGGCUCCUACACCUGUGUAUGCAAUAAGGAGUACAGGGACACUAAUCCUGAUUGGCCAGGCCGUACCUGCGCAGCCAUUGCUGUGACCACGCCUCCAUCACCGCCAGCGACCACAGCAUCCACUGUCCAUGCCGACUUCGUACCCACAGGAAAUUCUCCCAAAACCACAUUACCGUCACUGGAGUAUCACACACCUGGGCUAUCACUUGCGGAGGCCAUCGGUGUCAAGUGCAGGGCCAACAAAAUAUCCGUCACCAUCUUGAAAGAGUUUCUCCAGGCCAGGAAUAUCACAGAGUCUUCUUUGUACUUAGGAACCCCAAGCUGUGGGGUCUCGAGGGGGAAUGCAAGCCAUGUUGAACUGACAGCUACACUGGGCAUGUGUAACAUGGAGUUCCUGAAUAACAACACUCACAACAUAGCACAAAUAAAGUUAUUCAAUAAUUUGAAUACUGCUCCGGCUCGGAAAACGGUCCUUGCCAUGCCAGUCAUGUGUAUUUUCAGCAACAGCAUGCUUAUUUCAACUGGAUACAGCCCUAUUGGGUACAAUAUGAUUAAGAACGUGGUUGAGGGCACUGGGACCUUUUAUGUGAGAUUUCAGCUCUUCAAUGGCAGCAGCCCACUUUCUCAGAAUUACACACUGUCCCCCAAUGAUGAAGUCAUCAUUGAGAUAGGAGUAAACUCUACGCUGCCCCAAAUCAAGAUCAUCAUUAAUAAUUGCUGGGCUACCCCAAACAGUGAUCCCUUGGACUCCAAAAAAUACACAUUCCUGGAAAACAGUUGUCCAGUCUCAAAAAUGUCCACAGCGGUCCUCGCAAAUGGGAAUUCCAGCACAUCGCGACUUGCCAUCCGUAUUUUUUCCGCUGUGGACGAGAGUGUCAUCUAUUUGCACUGUCAGAUUCAGAUCUGCAUUGAGACUGAAGCAACCACCUGCAAAACUGAUUGCCUGACACGCUCUGGAAGGUAUAAUAAGAUGGCUGGAACAGGCAGAGCUUCAUGUGGGCCCAUCUUUAAGGCUCCAGCUGUUUCAGGCAGCACAAACGUGACUGGUUUUCAUGACGUGGGCUACAUCAUCCUGGGGGUUGGGCUGUUUCUGCUGUGUCUUCUUGUGGUGCUGGCAUCCGUCUUCUACUACAGGAAUCGCAUUGGACGUUACACUUUCAGUUUCAGGCCCAAGCAAGAGAAAGUUACCUACCAUAUUUUUGACACAUAAAUAUCUUAAAUACAUAGUACUUCAGUGUAAAUGUAAGUUGUUCUUAGAACUAGUUAUUGUUACCUACGUUUAUGGGAGGUCAGGUUGGCAUUACUGAAUUUAUGUAUAAUAUCUAUAAUAUAAAACUAUCAUUUUAAAUGAAUAUUUUUAAGUCAAAAUUUGAAUAUUUAUUUUUGCAUAUACCAUUAAAUGUAUAUCAGUAACAGUAAUCAAUCCACAAUGUAGCUAGAUCCUAAUGAACCAUCAUUGCUGGUUUUUGGUCAAGUGAUGCUCAGAAUUUGUAUGUAGGAUGUACUGUAGAAACAUAAAUGUAAUGAUACACAACAUAAGGGUCACAAUAAAUUGCUUCACAUACAAAAAAA
Molecule: messenger RNA, 3555 nt
Organism: Brienomyrus brachyistius
Lineage: Eukaryota; Metazoa; Chordata; Actinopteri; Osteoglossiformes; Mormyridae
Gene: umodl1
Product: uromodulin-like 1
Exons: 17
Coding region: 65-3193 (1042 amino acids)
Cellular component (GO): extracellular region; cell surface
Molecular function (GO): calcium ion binding; peptidase inhibitor activity; protein binding
Source: RefSeq, a predicted model, not a curated record